Kluyveromyces lactis is the source of this 432-nucleotide messenger RNA. RefSeq names its product Meh1p (gene MEH1). Gene Ontology annotation, biological process: regulation of receptor recycling; cellular response to amino acid stimulus; endosomal transport. Lineage: Eukaryota; Fungi; Ascomycota; Saccharomycetes; Saccharomycetales; Saccharomycetaceae. The record is from RefSeq and is a predicted model, not a curated record. The transcript has a single exon. Bases 1 to 432 code for a protein of 143 amino acids. Gene Ontology annotation, cellular component: late endosome membrane; Ragulator complex; membrane raft.
AUGGGAAAUGUGCUAAGUUGCUGCUUUCGUCAAGAUAGCGACGAAAAUGACCCGUUAUUGCAGGAACAGGACAGGUACGGCUCACAAGCCCAAUUAGAUUAUAACGAAAUGGAACAACGACAGAAGGAAAGAGUGCUUGCAAGAGAACUUGAAUUGACCGAAAUCGUGAAUAAUACGAACGAUAAGCUUAUAGAUAUAGGUAUGAUCAGCAACAGCGGUAUCGUAGCAUCCUCACACGAUUUAGGUUCGAGCUAUGUGCAAGAUCAAAGAGAAAUUUUACAUGACGUACCCUUAACGGUACUUCCCAGUUCGAAAAUAAAACAGGACACAAGGAAGGCGAUUCAAGAAUUUCACAAAAAGUACUUCGCUAACCUAGUGAAAAACCUUACCGUGGAAUAUAACAAGCCAUUGGUCGCCAAUAUCGAAUCGUGA